AUGUCGCUGCCUCGAUCGCCCUCCCCACGCCCAGGGAGUGGCUGGCUAAGUCCCAGCUCGACCCUAGGCAGUGGCAGAUCAACACCUUUCAACAGCUUCUACCCACCUGCUCUGUCGGAUCCAUGGCUAGCUGCCAAAGCGAAGAGUGACGAAGUCCGCGGCUACCCAUCUUUUUCUACACCGAACAAAGGGUUCUUCUCGCGGUCAAAACGGCGAAUCAUUGCGACGCUUCCAGGGUUCAGAAUGCGGUCUACGUCUCCAAAGAUAUAUGCUGAGAAAGAUGGCGUUAUAUAUGGGAGUGGCCGGGGCUGGCGCUCGUUAUGGCUCGGGAGGACAACUCUGCGACGUAGGCGAUCACGGUUCUUUUUGGCUAUGCUGCUCUUGGCUCUUGGGUACCUCUUCUUCUGGACGUUCUUCGUCGAAGCUUUCAGGCGCUCUAUCUUCGGCGGCGGACGAAAGUUUGUGAUAAUCUUGCAAUCGAACACCGAGGGCGGAGUCAUGGAGUGGAAAGGGGCAAGGGAAUGGGCUACCGAGCGUAACAGCAUUCUGAAUAAGAAGGAGUAUGCCAAACGAUGGGGAUACAAUUUGGAGAUCGUUAACAUGUUGGCGAAGAAACGCUAUUCACAUGAAUGGCGCGAAGGAUGGGAGAAAGUCGAUAUUCUCCGCGAGACUAUGCGGAAAUAUCCCAACGCAGAAUGGUUCUGGUGGCUGGACCUCACCACCUAUAUUAUGGAACCUUCGUAUUCCCUUCAAGGCCACUUGUUCGACCGUCUUGAGGAGGUAGUUUACCGCGAUAUUAACGAGUACAACCCGUUGAACAUUACCCACCCACCAAUUCAACCGUAUUUCGACGAGAUAUCUCGUUCGGCAAAUGGCGAUGAUGACCCGUCUUCAAUCCAAGUUUUACUCUCGCAAGAUUGCGGAGGCUUUAAUCUAGGCUCAUUCUUUGUUCAUCGAUCCUUAUUCACAGAGCGGCUGUUAGACACCUGGUGGGACCCUAUAAUGUACGAGCAGAAGCACAUGGAGUGGGAGCACAAGGAGCAGGACGCCUUCGAGUACCUUUAUACAAACCAACCCUGGGUACGCAGCAGUGUCGCCUUCGUUCCUCAGCGAUACAUCAACUCCUUUCCUCCUGGAGCUUGCGGAGAUUCGCUCGAUCCAAAAUUCCAUUAUACGGAGGGUGGGCGAGAUUUCGUGGUCAACAUGGCCGGCUGCGAUUUUGGCCGCGACUGUUGGAACGAGAUGUACCAGUACCGGGAAUACAGCAAGUGGCUGAACAGAACGAGAUGGCAACGUCUUCGGUCCUGGUACCUUGACAUGUAUCGUGCUCUCUUUGGAGAUUAG
Molecule: messenger RNA, 1344 nt
Organism: Aspergillus mulundensis
Lineage: Eukaryota; Fungi; Ascomycota; Eurotiomycetes; Eurotiales; Aspergillaceae
Product: putative alpha-1,6-mannosyltransferase subunit
Exons: 3
Coding region: 1-1344 (447 amino acids)
Biological process (GO): protein N-linked glycosylation
Cellular component (GO): Golgi membrane
Molecular function (GO): glycosyltransferase activity
Source: RefSeq, a predicted model, not a curated record